Messenger RNA from Nicrophorus vespilloides, 1641 nucleotides. Its product is annotated as 4-hydroxybutyrate coenzyme A transferase-like. Bases 1 to 1641 code for a protein of 546 amino acids. Gene Ontology annotation, biological process: acetate metabolic process. The transcript has 4 exons. The record is from RefSeq and is a predicted model, not a curated record. Gene Ontology annotation, molecular function: acetate CoA-transferase activity. NCBI's taxonomy places the organism in Eukaryota, Metazoa, Arthropoda, Insecta, Coleoptera, Silphidae. Gene Ontology annotation, cellular component: mitochondrion.
AUGGCGCAGUGCAAUAACGAGGAGAACGAGGAAGCUCUUUGUUUCUUCCGUGUCAAAAAUGCAGGAUGCAGGAAUAAUGAUGCGGCUAAACACUGCGAUGCAUUUGAUUCUGUAGUUAGGGAAGAACCGCAAAACGUGCGUGCGGGAAAACUGCAGAAAAAAAAGUAUGGAGGAUUAUUUGUGCAGCAGUUCCCCAUUCCCGUCGGCCUCUCCGCCGCUACCCCUAAUAACGGUUCAAUAGAGUUAUCGAAGAUACUGCUAAUUGCCAACUUACCGCGUAUAAGGACAAGGAGUUAUUACAAGGACAGUAAUGAGCCGUCGCAGCCGAUAUCGGGUAAAGAACCGAAAUACGUGAACGCCGAGCAAUGUUUCGACCAGUUGAAGUCGGGAAACGUGGUCUUUAUCCAAGGUGCAGCAGCGACUCCGGCCGAUCUGGUCACGGCGAUGACCAAAGUCGGUAAGGACAAGAAGCUGAAGGACAUCGUGCUCUGCCAUAUCCACACCGAAGGAAAAGCGCCGUAUUCAGCUAAGGAGUACGAAGGUAUAUUCAGAUCGCAUUCGUUCUUCGUCUCCGGUAAUGUGCGAAAAUCGGUGGCGGAGGGAAGGGCCGAUGCCAUGUCGAUCUUCCUGCACGAGAUCCCAUAUCUCUUCUACAGGAAAAUCUACAAACCGGACAUUUCAAUCGUGCACGUGUCUCCACCUGACUCUCACGGCUACUGCAGUUUGGGAACGAGCGUGGACAUCACUAGGGCAGCCAUUUGCAACAGUAAGGUGAUAGUUGCACAGGUGAACCAGAAGAUGCCUAGAACAUUCGGAGAUGGGAUCAUACACAUUAGCCACAUUGAUUUCGCCUACAAAAAGGACGAACCGCUGCCAGUGCAUGGAGGCAAAGGUGGCCUGAGCGAUACCGAAGUGAAAAUUGGUAAGCUCAUCGCUGAGAAUCUGGUGAAGAACGGAGCCACGCUUCAAAUGGGUAUUGGUAAUAUACCAGAUGCCGUGCUUUCACAGCUAGGAAACCACAAAGAUCUCGGUAUUCAUACCGAGAUGUUCUCGGAUGGUGUUGUUGCGUUGGCCAAGAAAGGAUGCAUCACUAAUAGACUGAAGAGGACGCAUCGAGGCAGAAUUGUGACUGGGUUCGUGAUGGGCACUCAAAAUCUGUACGACUUCGUCCACGAUAAUCCGUUCAUCGAAUUCCUGUCCAUGGAUUAUGUGAACAACACGAGGGUUAUAGCCGCCCAGCCCCUGAUGACUGCCAUUAAUUCUGCGAUUGAAGUCGACCUCACUGGUCAGGUCGUUGCGGAUUCGAUCGGUACACGCAUGUAUUCCGGAUUUGGUGGUCAAGUGGAUUUCAUCAGAGGCAGCGCCGAGGCGGACGACGGAAAAGGGGUGCCGAUCAUUGCUCUGCCUUCGAUCACCAAGAAAGGUGUUAGCAAAAUUAAUGUCACUUUGAAACCUGGCGCCGGUGUCGUCACCAGUCGAGCACACGUCCACUACGUCAUUACUGAGCACGGAAUCGCCAAUUUGUUUGGCAAAACAAUGAGACAGAGAGCUUACGAACUUAUUAAAAUCUCCGAUCCUAAGCACAGAGAGGCCCUCGACAAAGCCGCCUUCGAGCUUUUGAAAUGCAAACCGUCACCUUAG